Molecule: messenger RNA, 777 nt
Organism: Somion occarium
Lineage: Eukaryota; Fungi; Basidiomycota; Agaricomycetes; Polyporales; Cerrenaceae
Source: the annotation of a GenBank genome assembly
GACAUCUCUUUUCCGCUACGCCCAGCUCGUCCUCCAAUGCGUCCUCUCACAGAAGAUGAGAGCAAAAUAGUGUUUACCAAGCUAGCCAACUACAUUGGCAAGAAUUUGGUACAUCUGAUCGACAGAGCAGACGAACCGUACUGUUUCCGUCUGCACAAGGACAGGGUUUUCUAUGUCUCUGAAUCGUCUAUGCGACUAGCCAUCUCUGUUGCACGACCGAACCUUGUCAGUCUUGGAACUUGCUUUGGCAAGUUCACGAAGAGCGGGAAAUUCAAGCUUCACGUAACGGCCCUUGACUAUCUCGCGCAGUAUGCGAAGUACAAAAUCUGGAUCAAACCAAAUGGAGAGAUGCCAUUCUUGUACGGCAACCAUGUCUUGAAAGCGCAUCUGGGCAGGAUCACGGAAGACACCCCUGAGCAUCAGGGUGUUGUUGUUUUCAGUAUGAAUGAUGUCCCACUGGGUUUCGGAGUAACUGCUCGGUCGACCGUGGAUACCAGAAAACUGGACCCCACUGCAAUCAUCGUGUUCCACCAGUCGGAUGUUGGAGAGUAUCUUCGUGAUGAGGAAACAUUGUUCUAGUAUGCCGUCCGCGCAACACCUGUUCAACUCGGCUAUGAAGUGCUCUCUCCGGUUGAAUGCAUUUUAUCCCUGUCGUGCAAAAUUAUCUUACUGCGACUAUUGGUUAGUUGACCCUCCUCGUUCUCCAUCUGCUGUGUUUUGUAUUGUGGGCCCUGUAAUGAUAGAUAGACAUGGAUCUGAUAUACAUCUUGAUACCAC